Molecule: messenger RNA, 3760 nt
Organism: Bombina bombina (fire-bellied toad)
Lineage: Eukaryota; Metazoa; Chordata; Amphibia; Anura; Bombinatoridae
Product: kunitz-type protease inhibitor 2
Exons: 9
Coding region: 520-1851 (443 amino acids)
Molecular function (GO): protein binding; serine-type endopeptidase inhibitor activity
Source: RefSeq, a predicted model, not a curated record
GGGCGGGAAAGAUGGGGAGGAGGCUGUUUAUACCUGUGGGUGACGUCACACAAGGGGCGGGGUUUUGGAGGAAGCAAUACUGGUCGGACCUGCUUUGUAUUAGUGUUAGUCAGUAGCCGUAAGGAGAAAGUAAGGAAGGGGCAGGGGCUUUUCAGGCGCCGCUACUGGACUCUUGGGAAAUUCGGGCCCCACUGAAACGACUCGUUAUUCAGAAAAUCCGGGGUGACGGUAGAAAGGCAUCUGUCUUUGGCUAUUGUGUUGACCAAUCAAUCGCUGCUUCCGGAAAGGACCAUACCGAUCAGAAAAUAUAUGGUGUACGGGUGUAUAAAGGGUCUACACUGAUUUGAUUUUACACAUAUCUACAGUAGCCAAUCAGAUUUAGAGCUUUUCGGGUAACGUCCAAUCAGGGAAGAGGUGGGCAUUGUGGUAACGAGUGACAUCAGGUGCGCCCCUCCGCAGCCAAUCAACGGUUUGCGCUUUCAAGAGUGACGGUUCGCCCGCCUGCGAGGAAGUUCGGCUAUGGCCGUCUGGUUCCGCAGCGUAGUUUUGUUAUGCGCAGUGCUGGUCUCUCUGGUUCUGUGUGAUCAAGAGCCUGCGUGUGAUGGGUUUGAGGUUGUGUCCGAUUAUGGGGUAGGGGAUCCUACUACUCCUACCCAGCAAGGUGUUACAGUCCUGGGCAGCCAGGGGGAGGAGGUGACAUCUGAAGAGGAUUGCUGGAAAAAGUGCUGUGACAACCCGUCUUGUACUCUGGCUGUGAUUCCCCCUGGGGACAGUAAAACGUGUUACCUCAUCAACUGCCUCUUCAAUGGUCUGGACCUGUGUGACUUGAAGAAACAGCAGGGAGCCAUCAGCCUGCGCAAGAAGGACAUUGGGCAAAAGCCUACUCUGGUUGAUUUCUGCCUACAGAAGAAUGACACCGGGCUAUGCCGUGCAUAUUUCUUAAGGUGGUGGUAUGAUAAUGAAAGUCAAACAUGCAAGAAUUUCACGUAUGGUGGCUGUAGGGGAAACCUAAACAACUAUGCCACAGAGCAGGACUGUAUGGAUAAAUGUUGCGGCGUAAUGCAAGCUGAGGAAUCAUCAAAUGAGAUUGCACCAAGCAAACGCAUGGUUCAGGGGCAGUCCCUACAAGCUUGUAAAGGUAAUUGCAGUGCGGAUGAGUUUGUGUGCAAUAAUGGCUGCUGCAUCAGUAAUGCACUAAAGUGUGACGGAUCUGAUCAGUGCGGAGAUGGGUCUGAUGAAGCGUCUUGCGAUGAAGCUUGCACCGGCCAUGGUGUGACCGGUAACUGCAGAGCCUCCUUCAAACGCUGGUAUUUUGAUGAAACAUCUAAAACCUGCAAACAGUUUGUGUACGGUGGAUGCGAUGGCACAAAAAAUAAUCACAAAAGUGAGAAUGAGUGCUUAGGAAGAUGCCUUGUUCCCACUAAACCAGAACCAGAAAAAGUUCAUUCUCCCAAGGUCGGCAGCUUUAUAGAGUAUUGCACUCCACCAAGUUAUACCGGUCCAUGCCGUGCAGCCUUUACUCGCUGGUACUUCGAUACAACAUCACAUGAAUGCAAAAAGUUUACGUAUGGCGGAUGUUCUGGAAACAAGAACAACUACAAAAGCGAGGAUGAAUGCGUUAACAACUGUGUAGGCCGCUCAGAAGAGGAUGACCACACAGCCUCUCAUCGCACUGCUACUGCUGUGGCUCUGCCUAUCCUGCUGACAGUCAUGGCCGCCAUACUACUGGGCGCCAUGUUAGUGUUCCUAGUGAAGAUGGCAAAGAAGAGCCAGCAGGAUGCUGCUUUCAGCGCCAUGUGGACCCCUGUCGACGAUAAGGAGUGUCUAAUGAACAAUGCAUACAAUCUCUAAGGAGGAUAUAAUAAAUAUAUAAAUCUUUAAUACACUCCACCAAUUUUAAUGUGGGAGAUUCAGGCAAAGGGAUUAAUAAAUAUGUGAAAACAAAACCUUGCACGGUCACCUUUAUCAAACCUGUGAUAGAAUUACUUUCUAAAUAUUAAGUUGAGGAAUAAUAACAAACCUAUAAUAUAGAGCAAUAUUUAUAUUUGAUAAAAAAACUGCUUAUGAAAACUUAGGUAACAACUAAUUGUUGUUCUACAAAUCGUGUUGGUUUUCCAUAGAUAGUUGUGUAAGCGGAUUGGUAACCAGCAGUCGGAUUCUCACACACUCCCAGAACAAUGCUACAUGAAUAGAGCUUCAGCCAGAAUUUCCCGUCCUGACUCCUUGCACUACUUUUUUCUGUCCUCCUUGAAUUAUUUUAGGGAGACAGAUUGUGUAAUGUUGGAUACUUUGUCUGCAAAGCAGGGAAAUUUGUCAGACCUUUUGCAUUCUAAUGUUUAAUAAGAGAUGUUUGAAAAUAAUACUAUGCAGUACUGAAACUUCACAAAUGAAGCUUUUCUCUUUAAAGGGACACUGAACCCAAAUUUUUUUUUUUAUGAUUCAGAUAGAGCAUGCAAUUUUAUAAGCAACUUUCUAAUUUACUCCUAUUAUCAAUUUCUUCGUUCUAUUGGUAUCUUUAUUUGGAAAUGCAGGAAUGUAAGCUUGAGCCGGCCCAUCUUUGGGUGAGCACCUGGGUAGCGCUUACUGAUUGGUGGCCACCAAUGUCGCCACCAAUCAGAAAGCGCUAUCCAGGGUAGUGAACCAAAAGCGGGCCGGCUCCUAUGCUUAUAGCCCUGCUUUUUCAAAUAAAGAUGCCAAGAGAACGAAUACAAAUGUGAUAAUAGGAGUAAAUUAGAAAGUUCAUUAAAAUUGCCUGCUCUAUCUGAAUCAUGAAAGAAAUUUUUUUUGGUUUCAGUAUCCCUUUAAGGCUACCUAUGCAAAGGAAUCUUAUGGUUUUUAGGAAUAAACAUAGAUUUUUAACUAGAAAGUAGUGGGGGGGGGGGGGGCACAACUGCUUUUCUAACAAAAUUUUUUUUUGGUAGAAAUGAUCUGACCCAUUGCAUCUAAAGCUAAAAAAAGAUGUUAAAGGGACAUUAAACCCAACAUUUUUCUUCCCUGAUUCAGAUAGAGAAUACAAUUUUAAACAUUUCAAUUUACUUCUAUUAUUUAAUUUGCUUUAUUCUUUAGCUAUCCUUUGCUGAAGAAAUGGCAACGCACAUGGAUGAGCCAAUCAUACGAAGCAUCGAUUUGCAGCCACCAAUCAGUAGCUACUGAGCCUAUCUAGAUAUGCUUUUCAGCAAAGGAUAUCAAGAGAAUGAAUCAAAUUAGCUAAUAGAAGUAAAUUAGAAGGGUGUUUAAAAUUCCAUGCUCUUUCUAAAUGAAAGAAAAAAUGUGGGUUUCAUGUCCCUUUAAGUGGUAUAUAAUCUGCAAUAUGAACAGAAAUCUUAAUUUUUUUUUUAAAAAAUUGUUUGUAUAUCUGGUACAGUCUAUCACUCUACAUAGAUGUUACUUCCGUAGUUGGUAAUAUAUUUUUAUUUAAACCUAUAUGUCUGAUCAUUUUUUUUUCUUUAUAUAUUUGUGUUCUAUUUCCUAGGUAAAUUGAAGGAUUGAAAAUGCUAUACAAAAAUGCAUCCCCUAACACUCCUGUUUUUAACUUGUCGUAGUAUGUCCAUUGUUUUUGUUUUUUCCCCCCAUAAAACUUUUAUAGCUUUAACCACUAUUGCCAUAUCAGGGUAAUUCAAUCUGUUACAUAAUUGCUUUUACAAUGAUUUUUUUUUCUCUCUAGGUUGUUUGGAUAAUCUAUAUUGUAAGUUGUUGUUUGUUUGUUUUUUAAGAACAUUGUGUUGGUUUCUUCAAAUAAAGAUCUUUCCAAAAAAAAGUA